Molecule: messenger RNA, 1298 nt
Organism: Oncorhynchus nerka (sockeye salmon)
Lineage: Eukaryota; Metazoa; Chordata; Actinopteri; Salmoniformes; Salmonidae
Product: claudin-4-like
Exons: 1
Coding region: 361-996 (211 amino acids)
Biological process (GO): bicellular tight junction assembly; cell adhesion
Cellular component (GO): plasma membrane; bicellular tight junction
Molecular function (GO): structural molecule activity
Source: RefSeq, a predicted model, not a curated record
CCACCCAGCCAAACGUCAUUCACUACAGAGGCAUUUUUUGAAUGGACCAAUUACUAUCUCUUCUUCACAGGUCUUGAGGCGCAUCUCAUCGAAACCCAUUGUCAUUCACACAUUCCGACAGGUGAGGUGAAAGAAUCUGGUCCGGCUUGAAAAUUACCAUGUCAACUGGUUUCAGGUCAGGGGAAAGGAUGUUGACUCCACCCUUUCAGGAGCAGAGAGGUCCAUAUAACUUCAGGGGACGUGACUUAGUCAUUAGUUAACAACGAUUAAAACCAAGCUGAGCUGACCUGCAUUGACUCUCCUCUACAACCUCUGCCUGAGCUUCAUUGAUUUUACAACAAAAAACAAGAAUUCUUCAAAAUGGUGUCGAUGGGAAGACAGAUGCUGGGCUUCGCCCUGGCUAUCAUCGGGUUCCUGGGGACCAUUAUUGUGUGUGCCCUGCCUAUGUGGAAAGUCACAGCCUUCAUCGGAGCCAACAUCGUGACUGCUCAGGUCAUCUGGGAGGGCUUGUGGAUGAACUGUGUGACCCAGAGCACGGGACAGAUGCAGUGCAAGAUCUAUGACUCCCUCCUGGCCUUACCCCAGGACCUGCAGGCUGCCAGAGCUCUGAGCGUCAUCGCCAUCAUCGCGUCAUGCUUCGGCAUCCUCUUGGGAAUUUCUGGAGGAAAGUGCACCAACUUUGUGGAGGAUGAGGCUUCCAAAGCUAAAGUAGCCAUUGCCAGCGGGAUCAUCUUCAUCGUGGCUGGCGUCCUCAUCCUCGUCCCUGUCUGCUGGUCCGCCAACACCAUCAUCAGGGAUUUUUACAACCCUCUGCUGGUCGAGGCCCAGAGGAGGGAGCUGGGGGCCUCGCUGUACAUCGGCUGGGGCACCGCAGGGCUCCUGAUCCUGGGAGGGGGGCUCCUCUGCAGCUCCUGCCCACCCAAGGAGGAGCGUGACGACUACCCAGUGAAGUACUCACAGGCAAGAUCCACAGCUACCAGCAGAGCUUACGUUUGAGCUGGAAACUGUUGAAAGAAAGACUGUAAAUUAUUUGAUUACCUCUGUGAAAUGAAAAUACCAUGCGAGUUACUGGUAUUAUCCAGUCUUGUUCUUUUCCAUUUUCCAUUUUUGAAAGUGAUGUGAAAUCAGAACAGAAUGAAUAUGUGAAAACAAAUUAACUGAGCUCUUCAGAACUUUGCAAGAAAAAGACAAGACAGAACUGUUGCCUAUAAGAAAUGACAUGACAGAGAAGUAGUGCUAGUCUAUACGCAGUGUAGAGGAAUCAUCUCAUGGGUCAUGGGGUGAUGACUGAAGUGAAU